Salarias fasciatus (jewelled blenny) is the source of this 3131-nucleotide messenger RNA. It is a transcript of the gene efna3a, whose product is annotated as ephrin-A3a. Bases 369 to 935 code for a protein of 188 amino acids. Lineage: Eukaryota; Metazoa; Chordata; Actinopteri; Blenniiformes; Blenniidae. The transcript is spliced from 5 exons. Gene Ontology annotation, biological process: ephrin receptor signaling pathway; axon guidance. Gene Ontology annotation, cellular component: plasma membrane. The record is from RefSeq and is a predicted model, not a curated record. Gene Ontology annotation, molecular function: ephrin receptor binding.
UCUUUCGGGGUGCUGCGUACCUACAUGAAACCCCGCCGUUGCCAUGGCUUGGAGAUGAAAGGAAGGAUUAUUCUACUUGGCACCCAUUAGGUUGGCGCUGUCUAAAUAUCGUCCGGUCUAAAUCUGACCCAGAACUACUUUCCUUCAUCUUUCUUUCUUUCUUCCUUUCCAACUCUCUCCCUUUUCCUCCUCUGGUCUUUGUUCUCCCUCCCCUCUUUUGUACUCGCUGAGAGAGGGAUGUGUGUGCCAGCCCGGAGUGGAGGCUUAAAGACCCGGGUUUUUGAAAAUGAACACCCUACUGUGUUUGACUUCCUGUGAGAACAGCACAGCCCCUCUUCAAAGCCUGCAUACUGCACUUUAUAAAGAUAAUGCUGCGAAGGGAGGGCUUCACGGUCCAAGUCAGCGUCAACGACUACCUGGACAUCUACUGCCCGCACUACAACAGCAGUCAGCGGGGGACGCUGGAGCGCGUCGUAGCCGAGCAGUACAUCCUCUACAUGGUCAGCUACCGCGGAUAUCGCACCUGCGACCCCCAGCUGGGAUUCAAGCGCUGGGAGUGCAACCGGCCCCACGCGCCCCACGCGCCCAUAAAGUUCUCCGAGAAGUUUCAGCGCUACAGCGCCUUCUCGCUGGGCUACGAGUUCAACGUGGGCCAGGAGUACUACUACAUCUCCACACCCACUCACCACCACGGCCACAGCUGCCUCAGACUGAGGGUCUACGUCUGCUGCUCCACUGUCUCCCAGGCAGAUGACGACUCCAGUCAGACUUCUCCCGACUACACAGUCAGGCCAAACAUCAAAAUACACGACAUCGAUGAAUUUAACCCCGAAGUUCCCAAGCUGGAGAAAAGUGUCAGCGGCAGCAGCCCGUCGCGCGACCGCCUUCUUCUCACCGUGGCGACGCUGCUGGUCUCCGCCGUCCUGUUGUCCUAGCGACUGUCCCCGAGUGACGCCUCGUACACAGCCGGACCGCCUUGUCCAAAGGGCUUCGCAUCCACCGUGGUGAAGGGUGACGGGAACGCAGAGGAGUAUCAAGCAGAGGUGUAACAAUACCAACAAUCAGACGGGCUCACAUACAAAUCUUGACCUUAGCUUAACGGACUUGGAAAAAAAAAAAAAAAAAAGAGAGAGGCCUUUUUGCUGUCACGUUCACGCCAGUGUAUUCUGACACUCUCAUGUGUUGUUGGGCAUCUUCAUCACCUGAAACACCGCUGCUCUCAUGCCUGGUGCGAGCAAGAACAUGAACUCGCGAUGAGUCGGACGCAGACCGCACACGCUCGCUGCAGCGCGGUCAUGAAGCCACCCGAGGAGGUGAGUCGGCAGCCGUGAGCCUUGAAGACAGCGGCAACCUGCGCCUCUUGCGGUGGAUUUUAAGGCCUUGGACCACAGAGCUGGCGCGUUGACACAUUCAGCCUGACCUCUGACGCAGGGGAAGAGAUAGACGGACUCCGGAGCUGCUCUGAUCUCGCCGGGUCGUCGCAGGAUGUUUCUCUAAUCAUUCUGUAACGAGAACUGCUGCCAUUGUCCUGGAUACUGCAGAAUGUUUUCACGCUGUUCUGAAGACGAUGCUCGUAAUAAGAGCCCAGAAGAAAGAAGAAGAAGAAGAAAAAAAAAACUUUGUGAGGAUAUCCACAGGCCUUUUAAGAACCCAUUUUCUUCAGACAUCAAAAAUACCCCUGACUUUGUGAUAGGUACAGAGGCGAGGCCGGCGUUUCUUAGAAGGUAGCGAGUGCCCUCUUAGAACUAGUCUUUUGUCUGCGUUUCCUGCCUUCACACUGUAACAACCCUAGAAAAAUACAGACUCGGGACUAGUAAUUUGACGGCACUUAGACGUGGUAGAUGUGGUAGCUGUGUGUUUUUGUCCCGGUGCAUUUACCUUCAGCACUUGACGUAAAUUUUCCGGAUGUCAGAUCUUUCUCCCGGCAGCAGCGCAGCAAUCAGCGCAGUCGUUCAGAAUGUCACUAAUUUACAACCCAAAAAAAAAACAAAAAAAGAAAAAGAAAAAGAGGACGGAGGGGAGAAAAAAACGGCUCCUUCUGAGAAACCAUGUCCGUUCACAGCCGGCCAGUGCUGACGACCACCACGGCUGUCGCGGUCACCAUGGAAACGACCCCAUACAGUCGCCAAAGUGCGGCAGGUGCCUGAGGAGAAAUUUUGCUUUGAGUCUCAAAGUAACGCUGCCGCCAUUUUGUUAAAAAAAAUAAAUAAAUAAAAAAACAAAAACAUGUUCAAAAAAUUUCAAAAAAACAACAACAAAAAAAAAGAAACACACGUGUGAAUGUGCAAAUAAAGACAAGUUCACUUUUUUUAUAUUGUAAUACAGGACAACGUAGGCUGGCGUUAAUCAGAUUACAAUGUUGUUUUUUUUUAAUUUAUAUUUAUUUUAACAUUGAAAUGUUAAUUAUUUAUCUAAUUUAUUUGUGUGCAUUCGUAGGCCUUUGCUCAAUAAGCUAUUGUGCCAUUUUUUUAAUUGUUUUUCUUAAAACGGUGGAAUUUAUACUGCAGCAUUUUUUGCUUGUGUAGAUAAAAAUAAAUGUAAUUCAGCCUGACACAGAGGGAGGGUUAUUGGCUGUGGCUAAUCAGUAGGGACGUGCGCUCCGUAACCCCGCUCUCAUGUAAUAGAUCCCGCUGACCAGAUUACGUUGCCGAAGAGAGCAUGUCGUAAAGCAACUGUGAAUGCCCAGAUGCCCCGACCGAGCCAGUGAGGAUGAGGAGCAGCUCUUCCCCCGGUGCUGCUCCUGCUAAACCCUGAGGUCUGCAUUUUAAUGUAUAUUUAUAAUACAUGCCGGUUAUGGAAUGUGUGUGCUUGUGCACAGGAUUGAGUGUGUGUGCGUGUGCGUGCGCGUGUGUGGGAGCAUAUGUGUGCACACUGGUGCGUAUGUAUGUAGAAUGUGUUUGUCCGCGCUUUUCAAGUAUGUGGCAUUUAGAAAAUUUCGUACUCGCUUAAGGAGUCAUUUGUAGGAUCUGAAUAUGCAAGAGUGUAUGAGAGCGUGUGUUCUUCUGUAAUGUUAGUUUAUGUUCCAGGGUUUCGGGAGGCGGGCGAAAAGCAUUUAGCGAUGUUGACGACAACCACGAGACAUGUGUUUACCUUUGAAUGAAUAAACAACUGUAAAUUGAACCAAGAAUGAU